AUGACGGAACGGCAAUUGAAGAAGAUCCGCCCGCUUGGCAAACUCGAACAGCUCUCAGCAGUCGCCCAUCAUAUAGACUUCUUCACAAAUACUGGCCUUUCUGCACACUACGCACCAACACAGGCCUUGCCUGGCUUCGAUCUGGAAGAGACCGUCUACGGUGCCUUAUCACAAGUCCUCACCCAACAUCCGGUUUUGUUUGCGAUCCCAGUUAUAUCGGAAAAGGACGAACCGUAUUGGGGACGACUAGCCUCAAUCGAUCUCGAGAAAGCUGUGUCCUUUGUCGACCGAAGUCAGCCAUAUUUGACCGGAGAUCAAACAGACGACGAGCUCGAUUCACUGCUUGAACGCCAACACAACACACACUUCAAGGCUGGAUAUGGCACUCUACCUGUCUGGAGACUGAUAAUACUCAAAGACCAUGAUUUGAGCAAAGGAUUCACGACCUCAUUCAUUGCCCACCAUUCGAUGACUGAUGGAACUGGCCUUCAGAUUUUCCAUGACUCGUUCCAGAAAGCUCUUUGUGACAUCGAGUCCAGUUUCGCAGGUCACCUUGAUCGGGUUGUAUACUCGAAUGAUGCGCCGAUUGCUCCAUCACUCGAGGAGCUUCACCCUCUGCCAAUCCCGACGAACGCACCAGCAUCUCAUGAUGCAGAGCUGAAUGAGUGGAGAGGGACUCCCAUCUCACUACCCUGCGUUACACGUUACAAAUCACUCUCGUUUCCAUCAUACAUGAUGGGGCACUUUGUGCAAGACUGCAAAAAGCACAGAGUGGCACCAACAGCGGCUCUUCCGUCUCUUGUCGCCAGGUUGCUGUACAACAAUCUUCCACUGAUAGCUGAGGCUCUUACGUGCAACCUUCCAGUAAGCUUACGAUCGGACCUACCGCCAAAGCUGGUCGAAGGAAUUAUGGGUAACUUUAUCGAUGCCUUCAAAGUCCAGCUUCUUCGCUCCGAUUUGGACCAGGUUUCAGAUGACUCAAGUACAGGCGCUACUGGGAUCUGGAACCAUGCUAAGAAGAUCCAACAAGCUACUAGGAAUUAUUUUGCGAAUGCCUCACCUUCCGGAGAGCUAUAUGCAAAUGUCGCUGCACUUAAACUUAUCCCAGAUAUUGGCGCAGCCUUGGCCGGAUCAAUCGGCCAUCCUCGCGGAGAAUCUUUUGAGGUCUCAAACCUCGGGACCUUUUCACAGGCUAAGAACAUCAAGGGAGACGCCAAACUAUUAUGGCAUCGAGGAAAAGUGUUGUUGAGCCGAUGCGCAUAUGCUGGAGGAGCUCCGUUGGUGAUUUGCGUACUGAACAACGAGGAGUAUGUUGGGUUUGGCUUCACAUGGCAGGAUGGUUCUAUUGAGGAGAGCAUUGUCCAGGCUGUGAUCGAUGGCAUCACAACAUACUUCAACACUAGGACGUAG
This is a messenger RNA of Fusarium oxysporum Fo47, 1410 nucleotides long. RefSeq lists its product as uncharacterized. The transcript has 2 exons. Gene Ontology annotation, molecular function: N-acetyltransferase activity. The record is from RefSeq and is a predicted model, not a curated record. NCBI's taxonomy places the organism in Eukaryota, Fungi, Ascomycota, Sordariomycetes, Hypocreales, Nectriaceae. Bases 1 to 1410 code for a protein of 469 amino acids.